Messenger RNA from Sorex araneus (European shrew), 6826 nucleotides. It is a transcript of the gene BTBD18, whose product is annotated as BTB domain containing 18. The transcript is spliced from 2 exons. NCBI's taxonomy places the organism in Eukaryota, Metazoa, Chordata, Mammalia, Eulipotyphla, Soricidae. The record is from RefSeq and is a predicted model, not a curated record. Gene Ontology annotation, biological process: positive regulation of transcription elongation by RNA polymerase II. Gene Ontology annotation, molecular function: protein binding. Bases 4757 to 6631 code for a protein of 624 amino acids.
UCAAACCCAAGGCAUCAUUUAUGAGAACCUUAAUCUUAGCUUUGUUACUAGGUCACAAAUAGGCAAAUGAUUUCUUUUCUCAAGCUUAGUUUCUUCAUUUGCAAAUAUAUAUUAUGACAGUCAUCAUUGUGUGGCAAUUAACAGUUUGCAGAGUACAUAAAAUGUUUUAUUUGAUUCUUAUAACAGUAUUGUGAGACCCGUAAUAAAUGGUUUCAUUUCUACAGAUCAACAAAUUGAGGACCUAUAGCAUUAAGUGCUUGACUUCUCUGUUUAUUCCCUUGCCAAGUGCAGAGUUACAAUUCAUUCUUUUAAAUAAUGUUUAGCUUUUAAAAAAAGCUAAAUAUUGUAAUGUAAAUGUAAAUAGUGUACUUACAUUACCUAUUGUAUGUAAGUACAAGAUACUAACAUAUGCAUACAUUAUAAAUGAAGAUAAAGCUCUUCCAUGUAAAGAAAUCAUGUAAAGAGGAUACACUCAACUGUUGCAUUCAAGUAAUUGUGCAAUGUAUUAAUAACACAUUCAGUAAGUAUAGACUGGUAGAGGAGCACAAAGAGAACCAUCCUUUAUGAUAAGAGGAAGUUAGAGGAUGGAGGUCAAGAUUUUCUUGGAGUUAAUAACCCCUUAGGUGAGAUCUAAAGGACAAAACAGAUGUAAGCGGAAGUGGGAAAAGAUUUUCCCAGGCAGAGAUAACAGCAUGUAGAGAUUGGAGGCAUGAACAGGGAUUUGUAACUGGUUCUUUAGAGCUAGCUAGCAUAGACUGCAAUGAAUAUUGAUCAGAGAUAUGACUAGAGAAAUUAAUAGCAGAUAUGUUAAGAUCCAAAACAUUAUUCAAAAGACGCAUUAUGCUCUGGAUGUGGUAUAGUGGUAGAGUCAGCAUGAGACCUUGGGCUCCAUCCCGGACUGAAGGGGAGAUGGAAUAGGUUCCCCCUCAACAGGAACAGGUUUUGUCCUCAGAACACUGAAAAAUGAUUUUUAAUGUUUUAUUUGGGGAGAAAUUUGUUUUAAGAAGGUGAGGUCAGAGACGUGUCCUUUGUGAUUUGAUCCCUGGUACCCCAUUAUGAUUUCUCAAAGCCCCCCAGGAGUGGUUCCUGAGCAGAGCCAAGAGUAAGCCUUGAGCACCACCAAAAAAGAAAAAAUAAAGUGUGAAAAAAACACUGCAUGAGAAUUGCUGGAUUGGAUUUGGUGGAGAAGGGGUGUUGAUCACUCUUUUCAGUGUUAUGGUCACUCUUGGUGGUGUUUGGGGGACCAAGUGGUUCCAGAAUUGAAUGCAAAAUAGCUCUGUGUGGUUCCCAUGAAAUGCAAGCACUGUGAUCUCUGUACUGUGUCUUUAGCAAAAGGAUCUGUGUAUGUGUGUGUAUAUGUAAAGUAUAAUUGUUUUAAAGAAAUUGCCUUAGGGGCCGGAGCGAUAGUACAGUAGGUAGGGUGUUUGCCUUGCAUGCAGCGGAUCCCCGGUUUGAUCCCCAACAUCCCAUACAGUCACCUGAGCACUGCCAGGUGUGACCCAUGAAGCCAAAAAAUAAUAAUAAUCAUAAUAAAAUAAAAAAUUUCUUUAGAGAAGGAUGUGGGGAAGAGAAUAAGAGAAACAGUUACAUGUUCAAGAGAUGACAGUCUUCAGGAGGAGGGAAGCCCAGUACACACAUCUUAGGUUGAGGUACAGGCUAAUCUCAGGGAUGAAGAAGGAAAACUUCACUGGCUAUUUUUGAGUCCAGAUAGGAGGCUGAUUUGUAGUCCAGAAGAAAGGAAAUGAUGACUUGUUCCUUGAUAGAAAUACAUGACUUAUGAACUAUUAGAAAAAAUUUUAAAACUUGGCUGUUGUUAAGAGCAAAAACUCAGGACCAAUCGAUAGUAAGUAUAAUGGGAUAGGGGACUUGCCUUGCGCUUGGCCAACCCAUGUUCAAUCCCCAGCAUACUGUAUGGUUCCCGUGCACCACCAGGAGUAAUUCCUGAGUGGAGAGCCAAAAGUAACCCCUGAGAAACACUGGGUGUUGCCAAAAAGUCAAAGGGGGAAAAAAUUUUUUUUGAAAGAAUAAAAUCUCUGUAGUGACUCCCUUGUCUGUAGAAUUGUGGGCAUAUUUCUAAACUACGACAUAACCUACUUAUCAGCAACAACAAUAACUAAGUCACAGGCUUGCAGUGAAGAAUGAAUCAGUGCUUAUAUGACUCUUAGAACAAUGCUUAUAAAUAAUGACUCAAGGUAUCAGUUUUAAUUUUUUUUGAGGGAUGAGGUUUUGGGCCACACUCUGUGGUGCUCAGGGCUUUCUUCUAGCUCUGCUCUUAAGGAUCACUCCUAGAGGGCUCAGGGGACUAUAUGGGAUGCAAAGGAUCAAACCUAGAUUAGCCACAGGCAAGGUAAGCAUCCUACCUGCUGUAAACGAUGUACUUAAGUAAUCUUUUAAGUAUAGUGAAUAACAGAGAAAGAAUCACAGAUGAUCUCUAGUUACCAGGUUUAGGCACUAUGUGAAUGAGACCUGGGUAAGAGAUAGUAGAGGUUUGAGAAAUGGGGAAUGACAAAUUCUUUUGCAUUAGAGAGGGUACUUGGACAUGCAUGUAGACCUGCAACCUGUGGCAUAUGAAUAUAUCAGAAAAGAUUCUGUCUGUAGUGGCCAGAGUGAUAGUGUAGCAGGUAGGGUUCUUGCAUGCAUGCAGCCAACCUGGGCUACAUCUCUGGCAUCCCAUGUGGUUCCCCCAAGCACCCACCUCCUGGAAUGAUUUGGUUUUUUGUUUUCUUGGGUCAUACCAGGCGAUGCACAGGGGUUACUCCUGGCUCUGCACACAGGAAUUACUCCUGGCAGUGCUCAGGGGACCAUAUGGGAUGCUGGGAAUCGAACCCGGGUCUGCCACGUGCAAGGCAAACGCCCUACCCGCUGUGCUAUCGCUCCAGCCCCUGGAACGAUUUCUAAUGCAUAGCCAGGAGUAACCUCUGAGCAUCAAAGGAUAUGGCCCCAAAACAAACAAACAAAAAAAAAGAUUCUGCCUAGAGACAGGCUCAGCAAGGCUUCGGUAAUUGAAGCUUUGGGAGAGAUUGCCUGAAAAGUGCCCUUACAGGAAGAAACUCAGGACAGGUGGCAAUUUCUAGAGCUCCUGAGAGAUGAAUCUUAAUUACGCAUACCCAUUGUUCAUUCUUUCUGUUAAAACACAUGCUACUUCUUUUGGGGGCACAGGUUUAAGGUGGGAAGGAGGGAGGGUUAUUUGUCCUGAAUUUUUAGGUUAUUUCAGGAGGUGCUCAAGGGCUUACUUCCUCAGAAAUGGAAGGGAUCACUCCUCUGGUGUUUGGGCAGUCAUAUGCCAGGGAUAAAACCAGUUAACUGCAUGCAAGGCAAGCACUUAAAACCUGUAUUAUUGCUCCAUGUAACUUUUUUUUUUUAAUUAAUUUUUUUGCUUUUUGGGUCACACCCGGCAUUGCACAGGGGUUACUCCUGGCAGUGCUCAGGGGACCAUAUGGGAUGCUGGGAAUUGAACCCGGGUCUGCUGCAUGCAAGGCAAACGCCCUACCCGCUGGGCUCCAACCCCCAUAUAAUUUUUUAACACUUAAAAAUUUUUCAGCAAGUUUUUUUUAACUCCAGAAUAUUUAUUCAGCAACUAUUUGGUCCCCUACUUUGUGCCAAGCAGCCGUUAUAUGUAAAAGAGCAAGACAUACAGUUUCUAUCCUCAACAGAUUAUAGGCCAGCAACACCUAAAUGGGCUAAACACAUGCCAAACGUGCAAGGCCAAUUUGAUCCCUGGCACUGCAUGGUCCCCUGAGCAUAGAUGGGAGUAACCCAAAGUACCAUACUUCAGGAUAUUGCCCCAAAACAAAAGUUUGUAGUAAAGGAGAUACUACACUAGAGACAGCUAAGUGAUAAUGAUUGCUACAAAGUCUUUUUCCUUCUCCAGGGGCAGCUAACAUAGACUUGGGUGGGGUGGGAUAAGACUUUCUUAACUAUUGAAAGGGCUGGAGAAAAUACAGCAGGUAAGGCCCUUUCCAUGAACAGAUACUAUCCUGGCAUCCUGUAAGGUCCCCCAAGCCCCACCAGGAGGUGAUCUGAGUGGCCAGAGCCAGGUGAUCUGAGUGCAGAGCCAGGAGUAAACCCUGGGUAUCAUUGGGUAUGGCACAACCCCCCCCAAAUAAAUAAAAUAUUGAAGGAUAAAAAUUGAGUUAAGUCAGUUUUAAUUUGAAGGGGGAGGGAAUCAAAGUUCAGCCUCACCAGUAGUGCUCAGCUACUUCUGGCCCUGUUCUCAGGAGUCACUCCUGGGCGUGCUCACAGGACUACAUACAAGCCAGGAACCAAACCAGAGUCAGUGGUAUGCAAGAAAAGUAUCUUAACACCUGUACUAUGUCUCACGCCCUUGGUUUUGUUUGGGGGCCACACCGGCUGUGCUCAGGGAUCACUCCUGGCUGGCUGGGGAACCAUAUGAUCCUGGGGGUUGGGGCCCUCGGUUUUAAUUUUAGUAUCAAACUGCCGAAACAGUAAAUUCUAAAAAAAGAAUAGAAAAGGAUUUCUCCUAUUACUUGAACGUACAUGGAAGUUGAGAGAAGUAGCAGCUAAUUUGGGUAUUAAUGUCUAGCCUCUGUCAGUCUGCAUGAGAUGAUAGUGUUUGGAUUUCUCUCUAGGUGAGGCAGUCCCAGCCCAUUGUUGCAUCCUGUCUGCCUGUAGCCCCUUCUUUACAGAGCGACUGGAGCAGGAGAGACCGGUUCAGGGUCGGAAGGUGGUGCUGGAGCUGGGAGGCCUGAAGAUUAGGACACUUAGGAAGCUGGUGGACUUUCUCUAUACCUCAGAGAUGGAAGUAUCUCAGGAAGAAGCCCAAGAGGUGCUUUCUGCUGCUCGUCAACUCCGUGUAUCUGAGCUAGAAUCCCUUCAGCUAGAGGGUGGGAAGCUAGUCAAGGCUCCUCAGGGCCGUAGACUAAACCGUGAGUGCUUACAACCGCCAAGUACUGCACCAAUCUCUGCCAGGGUAGUGGCAUCCAGCCACGGCCCUCGAACUCCACUGCCUGUUACCCAGACUCCCUGUCCUCUUGGGGCAGUCAGAUUGAAAUCCUCGGGGAAGGAGGAAGGGCCCCAGGAGAAGAGCAAUCGACAGAGUGCCGAGAACUUGUCAAGAACUCACCUGCUCAAGAGGAAAGCCAAAACCUGCCCAACUACACAAGAAAAAAACUCGUCACCAUCAAGCCACAGCCCAGCACCUGAAGAGAACAAGACUACCCCUAGCCUGGGUCCAGCAGCACUUUCCCCCCCCAGUCUGUAUCCUGCUGUGGACGAACGGCUUCUGCCCAGAAAAAUCCGGCUGAGUCGUUCAAAGCCACCUCCUGAUGUAUGUACAGCCAAACCUUCCGGCAUCGUAAGUGGACCCAGCCCUGGCCGGCGACUUUGGCGACAGAAGAGCAUAAAGGAAGUACCAGAGGACAAGCAGAAAACAGAAGAAGCUAGUCCUCUACCCAGUACCCCGAGCACAUCAGGUCUUGGAAAGACAGGUGGGAAUAAAAAGCGGAGCCCUGAGACCCGGGCACCUAACUCCGACCCUGCAGAGGAGGGGCAGGUAGGGAGAGUCAAGCUCCGCAAGAUUGUCAAUGGCACCUGCUGGGAGGUGGUGCAGGAGCCUCCCCUCAACAAUUCACAAGCCAGCCCUCAGGUACCAGAACCUGGAGACUUCGAUGAGCUUCCAGGGACCCAGCUGUCCUCUGUGAAUGAGCAAGAAAUGUCGUCCCCAAGACUGGACCCGUGUCAGGACUCACCCAUGUGCUCUAGGCUUCAAGACAUUCUACUCUCUGCCAGCCGCUCCCCUGACUACCCGGUGGUGAAAUCCGAGUUUGGGUCGAGUCCAGAGGUGGUAGGGAAGGAAGCUGGGUUGGCUAUUGACUGCAGAGAGCCCCUGUGUACAUUUGACACGAGUCUGCUUGGGCAGCCCUGUGAGGCUGAGGAGUACCGAAUCACUAGUGCUGCUGCCACCAGCGAGCUGGAGGAGAUCUUGGACUUCAUGCUCUGUGGCUCCGGUAUUGAGCCACCCAUAGGAUCUCUGGAAAGUCCCGAGGCCGAAAGCUGCAGGACCCCCAGUUAUGACCUGACAGAAACAGGAAAAAACUGGAUUGAAGGUGAAGAAUGGUGUUUGCAAGACAUGGAACUCUGGCCCACAGAGCUCACAGGAUUGGAAAAGGAAGCUGUCGGUGAGAACAAAGACCCAAUGGAGCCCUUUAGCCCCCUUGUCAUGCCCACUGAGACCAAAGAGCCAAUGGAGCUCCUUAGCCCCCUUGUGAUGACCUCAGAGAUGAGCGAAGGGGAGGUGCUUUCAGGAAGAAGCUCCUGGACUCCAGACCUAGCAAUUACCAGCUCCCUGCCACUAGACAGUCAGAGAGACAAGCACCUUCACGUUGACUCUCAAAGGUCCUAUGAGGACCCUUCACCUCUUUGUUCAAACUGGGUGGAGACUGGGCUGGAAGCAUCCCUAACUAUAAACGAGAUAUUAUACUCUGUACCAGAGGCAGGAAAAGAGGUAUUUGGCAACUCCGAAUUGUUGGUCCCCCUUCCUGCCAGCCCAGAAGAGGACGAGAUCGAUGUGAUGGACUGGUCAUCUGAGGGGAGGCUGGAGCCCACCAGUAUUCUUUCAGUAUGGCCUGACCCUUCCUCUGAGUCAGAAACAGAGAUUGAUAUACUAACGUAGUGACAGGGAGGGGAGGGCAGGGUCCCUGGGGAGAAAGAAACAUGCCCAGCAGAGGCUAGCACAUGCAGUCUCAGCAUGGGGCAGGUAUACCCCUGGCUCUUCUGCAAGUCCCCUCCUCCCCUCCCAAGGUUUGGGAGCCAGGCAGAUGUAGUAUGCUUAGAAAAUUAUGAACUUGACCCAUUUUAUUUCUUUGUA